CCUUAACCAGCACAUGUUGAUUAAUGCAGUACGAUUGGGCUCCCCUUGAGCUGUUUAUUUUGAAUUUUUCUGACCAUGUCGACGGAGCCAGCGGUGGCCAAGGAUGCUGUGCUGAAGCGCAGCGAAGCUCUGGCGGAGAACACGCCCCAAGUUAGUGGCUACGAUUUCAACGAAGGCUUAGACUACAGUAAGCUCUUCGAGUCCUAUGUGACCACCGGGUUUCAGGCCACGAAUCUUGGGCUGGCCAUUCGUGAAAUCAACAGAAUGCUGGAUUGCAGGGACCAGCCUUUGGAAGCGGACCAAAUAGACAGCCAUGAAACAGACGACUUCAUCCGUCGAAGGAGCAAGUGCACCGUAUUUCUGGGCUACACAUCCAACUUGGUUUCGUCCGGACUGCGGGAGACCAUACGCUUUCUGGCCGAGCACCGUAUGAUAGACAGCAUUGUGACCACAGCCGGCGGCGUCGAGGAGGACUUCAUCAAGUGCUUGGCUCCCACUUUCAUGGGUUCAUUUGAGCUGAGCGGUAGGGAUCUCCGCGAGCGUGGAAUCAACAGAAUUGGCAACCUUCUGGUGCCAAACGAUAAUUACUGUAAGUUCGAGGACUGGGUGAUGCCGCUGCUGGACGAGAUGCUGGAGGAGCAGAAAUCCCAGGGAACUAUCUGGUCGCCUUCGAAGAUUAUUCAUCGGCUGGGCGAACGAAUUGGAGAUCCCAGUUCCAUCUACUAUUGGGCUGCCAAGAAUCAAAUACCAGUCUUUUGUCCCGCCUUGACGGAUGGCAGUCUGGGCGACAUGAUGUACUUUCACUCCUUUCGACAACCUGGACUCGUGUUGGACAUUCUAUCCGAUCUGCGGAGGCUCAACACAAUGGCUGUCAAGGCGGUUAAUAGCGGGAUGAUCAUCGUGGGCGGCGGCGUCAUCAAGCAUCACAUUUGUAAUGCCAAUCUGAUGCGGAAUGGAGCGGAUUACUCAGUAUUCAUCAAUACCGCCUCGGAGUUUGACGGCAGCGAUAGCGGCGCUCGGCCGGAUGAGGCUAUAUCCUGGGGCAAGAUCAGGAAGGAUGCCACCCCUGUUAAGGUGUAUGCCGAGGCUAGCUUGGUCUUUCCAUUGCUUGUGGGUGAAACGUUCGCCAAGCGGCAUCACUGCGCCGGUAAAGAGCUGCCCCGAGAGACUAACCAAGUGUAAAUAUAUACGAGAAAAUAAGGACAACGCAAUCAACGCAAAUGUA
This is a messenger RNA of Drosophila sechellia, 1225 nucleotides long. RefSeq names its product Deoxyhypusine synthase (gene Dhps). Gene Ontology annotation, biological process: peptidyl-hypusine biosynthetic process. Bases 76 to 1182 code for a protein of 368 amino acids. The record is from RefSeq and is a predicted model, not a curated record. The transcript has 2 exons. Gene Ontology annotation, molecular function: deoxyhypusine synthase activity. Gene Ontology annotation, cellular component: cytoplasm. Lineage: Eukaryota; Metazoa; Arthropoda; Insecta; Diptera; Drosophilidae.